AUGUAUUCAGUGAGCUAAAUUUCUAAAUCUGAUCCAACCCGUUAUGGUGAUUCGUUUAAGCCAACUGCAAGAAAAGUGACCCAUCGUUUACUUUCGCAUUGUGAUAAUGAGGGGAAUCUUAAGAAAAUUGAUUUUGCUUUGGCAGGCAAUGGCAAACAUCUCCCAGAUUAUAACACAAAAUCAACCUAAUUGGAAACAAAGUAAAUAGAACCAUUCAAAAUCAAGGAUUUUAUACCUUAGAUCAAUCCAACCAUCAAAUAAGAAUUGAGUCGUCUAAAUAAGAAUAACUUUUUAGACUUUUUAUUAAUUCAGAAGGCUGGCAGAUAAGGGGAUCAAAAGUUCUUCGAUCUAUUAAUUUAAUAAUACAAUUUUGAUCCGUUUAAGAAAACCUUGAAGAUACAUGACAAUAAAUAAUAAAUUCAAUAUCUUCAAAAACGAGAUGAAAGAGAAGAGCAAAUAGCAUAGUAGAUUAAGCAAUUUUAUAAGCACAUGCAACACAAAAGGAGUGGCACGAUUAAUGAAUAGCCUUUAGACCGUAUGAUCAUAGAAAAAAAUAAUUAUUUGAUCCAAAAACUACCACGCUUUAGAGCUAAGUUAGAGGCUUUGUAAGGAAAAAAUGAUAAUAUAUGA
Molecule: messenger RNA, 630 nt
Organism: Paramecium tetraurelia
Lineage: Eukaryota; Ciliophora; Oligohymenophorea; Peniculida; Parameciidae
Exons: 2
Source: RefSeq, a predicted model, not a curated record